This is a messenger RNA of Zophobas morio, 7324 nucleotides long. RefSeq names its product chondroitin sulfate proteoglycan 4 (gene kon). Lineage: Eukaryota; Metazoa; Arthropoda; Insecta; Coleoptera; Tenebrionidae. The transcript has 11 exons. Gene Ontology annotation, biological process: anatomical structure morphogenesis. The record is from RefSeq and is a predicted model, not a curated record. Bases 125 to 7054 code for a protein of 2309 amino acids.
UGAAAAAUGAAGUAUCGAAAAUGUGGGGAUGUGCUGUCAAAAGAGAGUUCGUAUGUUUGAUUUUUUUUUGACGCGUUGUGUUGCUAAAAUAAAUAAUAAUAUGACAUAAACAAAAGAAAUUGUCAUGGAGUGUAAGUUGUUUGUGUUAUGGUUGCUGCCAAGUUUAUUGUUCCAUUUAAGUAUAUGCAUAGAUCAAGCAUCUUUUUACGGUAGCAGUUAUAUAUCAUUACCUUUUCAAGAAGCAAAAAGCUCAACAGAUAUACAUUUUCAAUUUCGAACUCUUUUACCAAAUGCUUUGAUUCUCUUAGUGGCAGGCACCACUGAUUAUUGCAUUGUUCGUUUGGAAAAUGGAAGAAUUAAAAUUAAUAUUAAUUUAGGGGCUGGGGAGUCUGAACUCUUAUCACAGCAUAAUUUAAAGCUGAAUGAUUUUAAGUGGCAUGAAGUUUCUAUUUCAAGAAGGGAAGCUAAUUUGUCAAUGCAGAUUGACAAAGGACAAGUUGUACAAAAACAACUUCCUGGACAAUUUUUUGAAUUAAAUAUUCAUUAUGGUCUUUUUAUUGGUGGACAUGGAAAUUUCUCAGAAAUAUUUUUUGGUCAUCUGGAUAAUUUUAGAGGAUGUCUGUCAGAGUUGAGUUAUAACGGAGUGAUGGUCCUUGAACAAGCAAGGCUUCGCCAACUGCAAUCAAUCGUCCAGCGAAUAACUUGGAAUUGUGCGAGCGAAUUCGAAGCCACAUUUGAGCAUCCAAUUAGUUUUGUAGAAGAUGACGCCUUCAUGUUGCUGUCACGUAAUUUUCAUUCUAAAGAUAUCAAGAUUCAAUUCGAUGUGAAAACCAAAACGACACAAAGUAUUUUAUUUUAUAAUAUGGGUCGUGGAACAAAGUUAGACUAUUUUCUAGUAGAAAUAUGGAAAGGUAGCAUUCGGUGUAUAAUCAAAAGUGAAUCAAAAACUGCGGAACUUGUAAAUAGCGAAUAUAUUGCUGAUGGUUAUUGGCAUAAGGUACAUGUACAUAUUAGCUCAACUCUUAUCGAAGUCAGUGUAGAUGGAAAGAUGAAAAAUGAGAAGAAUCCUCACGGCCACGGUUUUCAGUUGAGUGAUGCUUUAUAUAUAGGAGGGUUGGAAGUGGGUCGCCGGUCAAGAGCCAUGGCGAAGGGUUGCAAAUUUUGCGAUGCUACUUUCAAGGGAUGUAUGCGCCAUAUUGUCGUAUCAGACAUGAAAGUGGGAUUGUCGGAUGUAUACGUGAGUGAAGGACUGCUACCAGGUUGUGUCUGGCACUACCCCUGUAUACAAAACCCGUGUAAAGAUGGUGCCGUAUGUGUACAAAAAGGCCUAGAUUCCUUUCAGUGUCAUUGCCAGGAAGAAUUCUGUGUCAAACUAAAUUUCACAGAAGGAUACAAAGUGUUUUCACACAAUAGCCUUGCCACAGAUUUAGAAUUACUGUCUGUGGAACCGUUAAGUGUUUUAGAGGGGCAAAGUGCGAUUAUAACCUCAAAAAACUUACACAUGAUUCUCGAUUACCAAAAGUUCGGAAUCAAGGAUUCCGGGAUUAAGUUUUACAUUAUUGAAAAUCCUAUCCACGGAACGAUAAAUGUUCGACCUCACGAGAAAAACUCCUUCACACUUGCCGAAAUUUUGAAAGACAAAAUUCACUACAUACACGAUGGAUCUGAAUUCUAUCAAGACAUCAUGAUUCUAGAAAUUGAAUUCUCACCGGAAAAGACAUUCAUUUUGCCGGGGUACUUACAGGGUAGAUUUAGGUUUAGUUUAUCGGCAAAUGUUGUCCCUGUCAACGAUCUUCCACAACUGAGCUCUUCUGAAUCCACAGUUUUACGCAUCGUACAGGGUACAAAAAAGCUCAUAGACGGUGAUCUUUUCAAAGUUAAAGAUCCCGACAGCACAUCAGAACAAAUCAUUUACAACAUCAUAAAGUCCGACAGCGGUCAUUUCGAACAUAAAAGUAAAGAAGGAGUCAAAAUAACAUCUUUCACUCAAAAAGAGGUCGAAGAUAAGAAAAUCAUGUUCGUCCAUCAUAGCAGUUCGCCAAACAAUGAUUCAUUUGUGUCUUUACAAGUGUCAGAUGGCAUUGAAACGAGUCCAGUUUCAAAAAUACGCGUAUCCGUGUCUCCCCAAUACUGGAGGUUGGAAAACAACACGGGUUUAAUUGUUUUGCAUCAAACGUCAGCGGUAAUAACUCCGUUCAACUUGAGUUUUACCUCUAACGUGGUAGGAGUUGAUCAUAAAAUUCAAUUCCACGUUGUGAAGAAACCUUCUUAUGGUGUGAUUGAAGUCGAGAAGAAUAUGAACGCUUGGGAAGCGUCGGAAAUAUUUACUAAUAUCGAUUUAAAGCAACAUCGAGUGAGAUAUCGGCAUACAACGUCAAAACCAGACUACGACGAAUUUCAGUUUAGAUUAACUUUAGAUAAAUCGUCUCUUUAUACAUUUAGACUAACUUUCGUUAAGUGUUCGUUGUUGAACGUGAAUACAAGACUUUUGCUUCUUUUGAACGAUACCUGGGAAGCUACAUUAGCACCAGAAUACUUGUCUUUCCAUACGCAACCAAUCAAAACUCUUCCAACUUCAAUACAUUACGUAAUAACGUCGCCUCCUCUUUAUGGAUACCUUUUUUCUUCAAUGUCGAAAUAUAAACUACGUUCAUGUGAUACAUUUACUCAGGAAGAUAUACAGUCGCAGAAUAUAAAAUACAAGUUUCACCAGAAACCGUUCUCGUACGUGAACGACAGCUUCCAGUUCGUUGUGUUAUCACCAGGUUGUAAAAACGUAACUCACAGUUUUAAAAUCACCUACAACCCAUCCGAAUCCGUAACUUCCAGAGUGGCUUUUCACUUAAAACCGCUCUCAGUAGAUGAAGGUUCCAGCGAAACAAUUGACUCAACAUUGCUGAACUUAAAAACCACAGUUGUAACGGAUCUAGUGUUCAACAUCACCCAGAAACCCCAAUUCGGUGUUCUCCAAGUCAAAAACGCCGACACCACCCGAAACGACACCCACUUCUUCACUUGGACCGAACUACGAAUGAAACAACUCCGUUACAAACACGAUGGUUCUGAAACCCGUUCCGACGGGUUCGUUUUCUGUGCCCUUUCUAUAAACGAAAAUUUUCAGUAUGUGGGUGAAUUCAAAAUCGAAGUUAACCUCAAAAAUGACAAUAGUCCGGUGAGGACAGUUGAUAAAAUGUUCCAUGUUGUGGUUGGCGGUGAACGCAUAGUCACAGCUAACGAUUUAAAAUAUUCAGACGAAGAUUUGGAUACUACGCCUGCUGAAAUCGUUUAUACGUGCAGGGAGUCCCCGAAUGGCAAUUUUUAUCAUGUAGGAAAUCGAACGAUAAAAAUAAAAGAGUUUACGCAGGAGGAUAUCAAUAACGGGCGAGUUUUAUUUCGGCAUAAGGGCCCCGAGUUUGCUAAAGUCAGACUAUGGGUCACUGAUGGCAAAUUCCACGUUAGCGGAAUGCUGGAAGUGCAAGCAUCCGCGCCUUUUGUACAUGUGCAUCACAGGAAGAAGUUGAUAGUUCAACAAAGUAGUUUAGCGGUUGUGAGCGAGGAGAAUUUGUCGUAUUCCACUAACGUGUUUGCUUCAAGUGAGGAUGUGGUGUAUGAAGUCAGCUCACAGCCGGCGUCGGGGAGACUAGUAGCCACGAAAACCUUGAAGUCGUUGGAUAAUUUUACCCAAGAAGAAAUUAACUUAGGUCAGGUUAGCUACAUCAACGACGUACCGAAUUCCGAUGCGGACGAAAUUGAGCUCACUGUUAGGUGUAGGGACGCUAUUAAUGUUGCUCAAUUAGGAGUUCUAAUACUACCGUCCACGUAUUGGGAACCAUUAGAAGUGAAAAAUUUAAACAAAUUGUCCGUAGAAGAGUCAACGAGUGCGAUAAUCACCAAAAAUAUAUUGGAGAUUUCGCAACUAAACGUACCUCCAUCUGCCAUUUACUACUAUAUUAACCGACCUCCCGAGAACGGCUAUAUAAGCGUUAUAACCGACUCUAAACGCUCAGAUUAUGAACCCAAUAACGUCUUUUACUUUACACAAGACUUAAUAAACGACAACAGGGUUUUGUAUAUACAGUCCGUCGCUAAUCAAACUAAAGAUAAAAUCGUUUUCAAUGUCACAAAUGGGAUGGUUUGGCAAAACGACGUUGUUCUACGCACCGAAAUAAUACCUGAACAGAUAUAUCUAAGCAGCCAUAACCUAACAGUGAACGAAGGUGGUAUUGCCACAUUAUCUACCUCACAUAUUUUUAUACUCACCGAGUACUAUAAAAGUAAGUCACAAUUGCAGUACAUACAGUACGCGAUAUUACAAGACGCUCGACACGGUUGCGUACAAAUUGAUAAACGAUGUAGUAAAGUAAAUAAGUUCUCACACAAAAAGUUAGUCGGGGGUAGUAUAAGUUACGCCCACGAUGGUUCUGAAAAUUUAGUAGACGAAAUCAAAAUAACUGCAGUGGUUAAUCAAAAAAGAAGCAAUGCGGUGACUUUGAACGUCAACGUUUUGCCAGUCAACGACCAAAAACCGAGGCUUGUAAAUAACACAGGACUGAUAAUGUGGGAAGGCGGGGUCGAAGUUAUAACUAACACCAUGCUGGCUGCAAUUGAUGACGACGCACCUGGCGAUACUCUUAAGUACCAAGUACUCAACAGUUGGUGGGGAAGCGUGUCACUUAAGUCGGACUUAUCCACGUCAGUAAGUCACUUCACGCAAGAGUUAAUCAACAAAGGGAUGAUCGUUUUCAAGAAUCAAAAUGGUAGGGAAGCUAAAUUUACUUUUAACGUCAGUGAUGGUUUACACACCACAGAAGAACACACCUUUUACAUCAAAACAAAACCCGUUCAGUUACAACUCCAUGUCAAAUCUCUUCACAUAUUUCCUCUGCAGAGAAAAUAUAUAACUUCCGUGCAUCUACUAACUACAGUGUCUGACCCCGCAAGAGUUAUCUCUUACGAAGUGAUAACUCCGCCUAGUCUCGGGCGCCUGAUGAUGGAAUCCGAAGAAUCGCGAGGCAUUUUUAAAGUGGUGUCUAGUUUCACUCAAGAUGACCUCAACAACACUCGAAUUUUCUACGAGCAUACUCAUCAGUUUUCCGAUUUAUACGCAAACGAUUCUUUUGUUUUUAACGUAAAAGCACACCUUGCUCGAAGUUUACACAACCAGAUGCUAAAGAUAGACAUAUCUGUGUCUUCAGGUGGUCUGGAUGUGUAUGUUAGUAUACCUAAGAUAUCUGUAGAUGAAGGAGGGAUCACUACUAUUUCGUUGAAUUUAUCCAAAGUGAUUAGUUUUUUGGAAAACCAUGCAGGGAUUCGCUCGCCUAUAAUACACGCAGCGGCCGGGAUUCCCCAGCAUGGUCUAAUCUUUUUGCAAAAUAGUAGGAAUAUAACUACCUUCACCCAACAGCAGCUAGAGUCGGGACAGGUGUAUUACGAACACGACCAUUCUGAUUCGUUGGGAGAUAAUAUCCAUUUCUCUUUGUAUCUGCUUCCGGGAUAUGUGAUUUUAUGCAAUAUAACAGUGCCUAUUACUAUUAACCCCAUUAAUGAUCAACCGUUUAAUUUGAUUACGCCGGCCCCAAGUUUGACUGUCGUUCAAGGGGAGAACCAUACCAUUACGAGGACCGAGUUAGCAACAGAAGAUGCAGACACACCACCGUCUAAAAUAAAAUACAUUGUAAUAAACGCGGGACCCACGGAAGGUAAACUCAUUCUGUUACCGAACAGGGUGCCAGUUAUGCACUUUACUCAAGCUGAUAUUGAUAACCAGCUACUCGUGUAUGUACAUAAUAGUUCCAUUUUAAAAGAUUCGUUCCAUUUUCGUGUUUGGGAUGGAAGUUUCCCCCCAGAAUUCCGAUUAUUUAAUAUUAUAGUGUUACCCAUCAAGAUAAAUAUUUCUUCAGGACCGCCGGUGUAUCUACAACAAGGUUCUGAUGUGGUCUUCCUAUCCGAAAAACAGUUUUUCGUCGAAACGAAUGCUAAUAAGUAUAAAAUACGUUACUCGGUCAAAAGUGAGCCUAAACGUGGUGUUCUCUACGUGCAAGAUACACCCUCAUUGGUGUUCACUCAAAGUGACUUAAGUAAUGAUUACGUCAUGUACCUUCAGACUGAUAUGACAGCCGCUAACGACACGUUCAGAGUAAUGGGCGAGAUCAUUUCCGGAAACACGUCAGUGGGGAACGAAGUCGACGUCACGAUUAAAGUUCAACCAUUAAUGCAAAUCCGAAAUUUCACCGUAGCCACUGGGGAGUAUAAUCGAAUUACGUUAAGUGUACUGGAUGCGACACCUUUAGCUAAACUGACCAAUAGCAAUCCUCGGUAUACCGUGACGCACAUGCCACAAUGCAUACAAAUAAGGAAGGUAAUCCGAAGCUCGGGAGAGAAGAGAAAUGUACUGAACACAAUAAUAUCAACCUUCACUCAUGAAGAAGUUCAAAGUGGGUUGAUUUAUUUGUACGUUAAAAGUAUAGAGUUGCCGUGGAAUGGGCUACAAGAACGGUUAAUUUUUCUACUGGCGGCUAGCAUCUUCCAACCAGCUGUUGGAGAGUUGAGGGUUGAUAUCAAGUCUUCUCUAAGUAACGACAUUUACUCCACUUUGGCGGGGCCUAGUGAUCCUGCGGGUCAUGAAGGAGGACUACAUUUUGCAAGUCCUAAUAUGACCCGAGAUUAUUUUCUUAUAGUAAGUAUGGUCGCUGGGGUGAUAAUUCUCGGUGUCGCCGUAAUCGUAGUUAUUAAAUGCCGCUCGCUGGAAGCGGAGGAAUUGAAGAAGGAAGAAGAAUGCUUGCAACCUAUACCUUUGCCGAGGCCUCCGGACCGGCUGCUGGCGUCACCUUCGCCACUCAAACAGCACCAUUUAGAUGGUUUUACCCCACCGCUACCCACAGCACUGCCACAGUGUAAAGUAACUCCGUUGAGUAGAAGUGAGCUUGAAUCGCAUGCGUGUUAUCCAUAUGGCGUGGAUGAGCAACAUUCAGAUGACUGGAGUAGUUGUGAAGCAUCUGAUCCGACGUGUCCCUCUAAAAACAUUAUGCUGCGUAGAAAUCAGUAUUGGGUUUAAAAUUUUUGACCUGACUUUCGUAACCUAUCAGUGUAUAGGUCUGUGGUGUAUUUAUACAAAAAUUACAAACAUUUUUUACGGAACUUAGUUUGUAAUUACUUUCACACGAUUAUGAUAGAUAUAGAGGUUUUGUUAUUAUUUUUAUAUAAAAAGGUAGACUUAGAAGAGUUUAGUUGGGAUUGCUACGGAACUAUUGGGUUUUACAGUAAUGUAGGUACUUAACGUUUUUACUUUUUGCUAUGUUUGAAUAAAUAUUACGUUUUUUUGAAA